AUGGAAUCGCCCCAAGAAAAUCUAUGGGGGGAGGAGGUUCUUUUUGGUCCUGAGCCUCAAUGGAGCGUCGAGCCUGAAAUCGAGUCCAUAAAGCAAACUGUCCAAUCGUUGCGGUCAUCGAAAACAGCCGAGGUGAAGUUUCUUACUCAAGGCGGGCUCAACAAGAUCUACAAUGUCAGCAUGGAUAAUGAAUCAAUUAUCAUGCGGGUUUAA
This is a messenger RNA of Penicillium manginii, 213 nucleotides long. RefSeq names its product Aminoglycoside phosphotransferase. The record is from RefSeq and is a predicted model, not a curated record. NCBI's taxonomy places the organism in Eukaryota, Fungi, Ascomycota, Eurotiomycetes, Eurotiales, Aspergillaceae. Bases 1 to 213 code for a protein of 70 amino acids. The transcript has a single exon.